AGGAGCGGAUGAAGUGGGACAGCAAGGCCUUCAAAGUCUACGAGGUGCUGGGCACCCAGGUGCAGCAGUCGACUCAGAGUUUCUGCGACUUCCUCUACUGCCGAGUGCCGGUGUUGCCAGGCGUCAAGGACCGAGACAUGGUACAGGAGCGGUUUCUCAUGAAGCUUCCGGGCGAGCAAGGCUAUGCCUUGGCCAUCCACUCCUGCAGCCCAUCUCAAUGCUCCACUCUAGGGCUGGAACCCACCAACGACGUCAUCCGCGCCCAGACGCUGCUCUCCGGGUACAUCCUCCGCCCACACCCUGCUGGAGGCGUGGUCUUGCUGGGGCUCUCGCAGACGGACAUGGGUGGCAACGUGCCUCAGUGGGUCCAAUCCUUCGCCAAAAAGGCGGGCAAGCGCAUGCCGCUGCAGUGGGCACAGAGGUUGGAGGACUAUCUCAAAACCCGAAGCAGCCAGAUCGCUCCUUCUCGCCGCUGACGGGACAGAGAGACAUGGGAGCGUGGCAAAAGAAAACGCCAGGCUCAGCGGUUGGCCAGUUGAGUUCCACGAUCGAACACCGGAACCACACCCCCUCAAAAAGAAAGAACUUGGAAGAUUUCUAUUUGGAGACCCU
This is a messenger RNA of Durusdinium trenchii, 612 nucleotides long. NCBI's taxonomy places the organism in Eukaryota, Dinophyceae, Suessiales, Symbiodiniaceae. The record is from the annotation of a GenBank genome assembly.